CAACUGGCAUCAGCCUCGGCGCUGGAGACAAGCUUGGUGGGCCUAUGAAAAGUCACGUCAAGUGGAGGCAAAGGGCCAAAGUCGUACUGAAACGAUGGAGAGAGGCAAAAUCUCCACCUCCAUCCCUGUUGCGCGCCAGCUACGCUGUUCCGCCACUGAUGGUCCUCGUGGUAAUGUGGACGGGCAGUGCGCCGGGUCCACCAGUCUCUUACGGGCUUAUCAGAACGCGUCGCAACAUCUGACUUCGUCGGGAAUUAAAAUGGGUUUGGGGAUACUUAAAGUGGCCUCGUCGCAGUGGAAAAGGGAAAAGAAGACGCGCUCAGAUGUAGCCGUAAAGCAAAUGUCCACAGCCAACAGCUGCCACCCCUGCAAGAGAUCCCCCCUUGAUCAUCUGGCAGCUCUGGUUCUCCGGGGGGGAGCGGAGCGCCAAAGUGGCCAAGAGCGAGCACCGACCAAGCCUCAGAACUGCAAGCGCAUCGUGGUUCUCGGUGCGCCCCGGGUCGGCAAGACCUCUAUCCUGAGAAGAUACCUUAGGGACGGAUUUGUGGAGGAGUACAGUCCCACCUCCGAGGAUUUCCUCAGGAAAAUGUUUCAUAUCCGUGGAGAGACGUACCAAAUUGAUGUCCUGGACGCAUCCGCGGAAAGGGAUUUCCCCGCCAAGAGGCGGCUGUCUAUCCUCACCGGUGACAUCUUUCUCUUGGUAUUCAGUGUAGAUGAACGAAGCUCUUUCGAAGAGGUUUGCGCCCUGCGAAUGGAGAUUAUUGCCGCCAAAUCCAAGCUCACCAAAUCCGCGGUGCCGGAUCGUUACGCACAGCCACAGGUUGCCCUGGUGGUCUGCGCCAAUAAGGUGGAUAUUCUCAAGUCUGAGGGAGGAAUAUCUAAGGCAGAGGUGCUACAGGUCCUCGGAGAUGACUGCGCUUAUUUUGAAACAUCUGCAAAGGAAAGCACGAAUUUAGAGAAGGUCUUCGAAACUUUGGCAAAGCUAGGUGGACUUCCGACUGAAACUGGCCCGUCUCUGCAUCGCAAACUCUCCAUCCGAUCCUACCAGGCCAUGUGGUCAGGCCGUGUGCCUGCGAAGGGCGGUCAGACCGCGGGACGCGAUGAAGCCUGCGGUGCCUUGUACCCACUGGUCCGUCGGCCAAGUUUUAGCACGGACCUCCGACAUGUUAUUGGCUCACAUAGUAAAAGAAAUGCGGGCAAAGGGUUGGAAAAAUGUCAGAUUCAGUGAGAGACAAAACAAGGAUAUGUACAUAAUAUAAUGCAUCAUUGUCUAAUUCAAUUCAAUUUCAAAUGAAAAUAGUUCAAAUAUAAAUGCUUUGUUAUUUACCAAAUAAUCAGUGCGUAUAUGUAUGUAUACAUAAAUAUAUGUAUGGAUGUUUCUUUAUCAAUUUUUAUACAUCUAUCCAUUGCGUGCGUGCAAAGCUGUUUGUGUGCGUGCAUGCAUGAGUGAAUGCUUGUGUGUGUGCUGUACCUUUUUCACUGUAACACUGGAGGAUGUUUAAUCAGGAACUUUAUUAUUGUAGCCAUGACUAUUGUAUAACCUAAAAUAAUAUAUAGUCGACAGCAACUCCUUCUCACGUCCACUCUUCUUUUCAUCUCCAUGUGUGUGAACGUGUGUGUGUGAAUGUGUUUGGUGUAAACCUGCAGUCAGAAUGAUAAAGCCCACAAUCCCACACAGCCUGAGCAAUCAGCUUAGGUUUUCAGUUGUAAAGUUAAACCUUCCAACACAAGUGACCUCCGGCCCGCCACUCAGUGGGCGUUCGCUCACUUGAUUUUGUGAAGUUGAAGAGUCCUGCAGUGUGUUGGGAACAGUCAUGAGGGAGAAGUGUUGGUCUGCUCUGACUCAUCUCAUCUUACAAAGCAAACCUCUGUAGCACCAAGACAUGACAACAUGGGACGGAAAAUGAUUGAAUAAAAUUUGUUUUUGUAAUGUU
Gasterosteus aculeatus aculeatus (three-spined stickleback) is the source of this 1934-nucleotide messenger RNA. RefSeq names its product RASD family member 2b (gene rasd2b). NCBI's taxonomy places the organism in Eukaryota, Metazoa, Chordata, Actinopteri, Perciformes, Gasterosteidae. The record is from RefSeq and is a predicted model, not a curated record. Gene Ontology annotation, biological process: signal transduction. Gene Ontology annotation, molecular function: GTPase activity; G-protein beta-subunit binding; GTP binding.